AUGCGGAUUCGCCUACAGCCUCGCAGGACACCUCAAUGUAAGCGACCCCCAGGUAAGUUGAAUAUUACCUUGUUGUCCUUGUCUGCUCACCGUCUUCAUUUCAGCAAUGAGCUAGCUCGAUGGUUAGCCAACCUUCCAGUCGCCGCUGCCGACGAGGCCCCCUACGAGAACGCCUCCGUGGAGAACCGAUUGUAUCAACUACAUGGCACAGUCCAGUCGGCCGCUCUAACUGUCCUCGGUCGCGUAAGUCGCCAGCAUCAGGACUGGUGCGACGAAAAUGACGCCGUCAUCAAAAAAUUACUCGCCGAGAAGAACCGACUGCAUAAAGCCUACGUAGACCGCCCCACGGACGACAACAAAACAGCCUUUUACAGUAGCCGCCGCGUUGUGCAACAGCAACUGCGUGAGAUGCAGGACGCUUGGGUGGCUCGGAAGGCCAAGGAGAUCCAAGUAUACGCGGACCGCAACGAAUAG
Messenger RNA from Spirometra erinaceieuropaei, 474 nucleotides. NCBI's taxonomy places the organism in Eukaryota, Metazoa, Platyhelminthes, Cestoda, Diphyllobothriidea, Diphyllobothriidae. The record is from the annotation of a GenBank genome assembly.